Molecule: messenger RNA, 663 nt
Organism: Camelina sativa (false flax)
Lineage: Eukaryota; Viridiplantae; Streptophyta; Magnoliopsida; Brassicales; Brassicaceae
Source: RefSeq, a predicted model, not a curated record
AAGGAGGGCCGUCGUCUUUGAUACAGAGAUGGAGGACAGGUGGGUCUUGCGACUGUGGAGGUUGGGACAUGGGCUGCAAUCUCAGAAUUCUUACUAAUCAGCACAACUUAUCCUACCAGAACUCGACAACAUCAAACUCACCAGCCUCUUCAAACCGAUUUGAGCUUUUCUUUCUGGGAGAACAACCGGAGGAACAUCCGUUCUUGAGCUUUAAACCGAUCAAAGAAGGGAUAUACUCAGUUGUGUAUAAUCCAUCCCUUUCACAACUGCAAGCUUUCUCCAUAUGUAUGGCACUUGCAGAGAGUAGGAAAAUGUCAGAGAUCACCCGUGAGCACAAAAGCUCGUGUGAUGAACAUAAAGCUAGAGCAAAAAACGUGUUAGUCCCGGAUCAAGAUUCAAACCCUAAUGGCAACAACGUCGGGUAUCAACCGCCCCUCUCGCCUGUUGGGCGGGUCUGAAGUUUGUAUUUUUACUUCAAACCCAAAUUUUUUACUUGCAGGUAUGUGAUCAUAUUAUUAGUGUUAAGCCUUAAGAUAAAAUAGUUGCAGGAAAUAAGAAAGUAGCAACAAAAUAUCUUUAAAGUAGUUAGUCUAAUGAUCUUCCCAACUCUUAAGUGUGAAUAUUUUUUAUAUCUUAUCUCCUCCAUAUAUAAUACUUUCAUCA